AAUGGCAACAUGUGCUGGAAAAAAAACGAAGGUUUCGAGAAACCCUUACGAAAAAGUUAUUCUUUUGAUUAAAGAUAAAAUUAAAGAGGAAUAUUUAAAUAAUUUGUUAGUAGAAAUUCCUAAAAAAUAUGAGAAAAUUGGAAAUUUGACUCUUUUCCCCGAAACUUCGUUUUCUUCUGAAAUUUGGAAGGAAUAUAUGGAAGAAAUAUGUCACAUAUAUAAAUCUGAGAGAAUAGCUGUAAAGUCUACUAUAAACGAUGAUAAUUUUCGAACACCAAAAGUCCAGUUUCUAUUUCCAUUCGACUGUAAAGACCCGUGGGUUAUGCAAAAAGAAUUAGGACUUACCAUUCACUACAACAUUGAAAGGAGUAUGUUUUGUAAAGGAAAUAUAACGGAAAAAGAACGUCUUGCUAAACUGGACUGUUCUAAUGAAAUCAUUGUUGACCUAUUUGCUGGUAUAGGCUAUUUUUCUCUUGUUUAUCUUGUUCAUUCUAAGGCGAAGUUUGUUCAUGCAUGUGAAUGGAAUCCUGCUGCUAUUGAAGCAUUACAGAGAAAUCUACAAGCAAAUAAGGUUCAAGACAGAUGUAAAAUCUAUGUUGGGGAUAAUAGAAUGGAAAGUCCAAAAAAUGUGGGUGAUCGAAUCAAUUUAGGUAUUCUGCCCUCAUCCGAACCAUUUCUCCAAACUGCAUGCGAAUGUUUGAACUUGGAAACUGGUGGAAUUAUGCAUGUUCAUGAAAAUAUAAAUUUAUUUGAUGACUCUAAUGCAACCGAAAAGUAUGCAAAUAAGUUGAAGUACAAAAUUGGUGACAUUCUGGCUAAGCUAACUGAUAAGAAUUGGCAUAUAACCGUACAAUUCAUACAUAAAGUUAAAUCCUAUGGUCCGAGAAUCGAUCAUGUUGUAAUCGAUAUUGAAAGUAGACCUCAGCAGGAGAAUAAAUAG
Messenger RNA from Dimorphilus gyrociliatus, 940 nucleotides. The record is from the annotation of a GenBank genome assembly. NCBI's taxonomy places the organism in Eukaryota, Metazoa, Annelida, Polychaeta, Dinophilidae.